Messenger RNA from Trematosphaeria pertusa, 510 nucleotides. RefSeq lists its product as uncharacterized. Gene Ontology annotation, biological process: intrinsic apoptotic signaling pathway in response to endoplasmic reticulum stress; IRE1-mediated unfolded protein response; protein phosphorylation. The coding region runs from base 1 to 510 and encodes 169 amino acids. Gene Ontology annotation, cellular component: IRE1-TRAF2-ASK1 complex. Gene Ontology annotation, molecular function: RNA endonuclease activity; ATP binding; protein serine/threonine kinase activity. The transcript has a single exon. The record is from RefSeq and is a predicted model, not a curated record. NCBI's taxonomy places the organism in Eukaryota, Fungi, Ascomycota, Dothideomycetes, Pleosporales, Trematosphaeriaceae.
AUGACGACGGUGGACAGUAGUGUCUUCAUCAAGCGGCCUUCAUUCUCUGCUCUUGAUGCAUUGCAGGGCUCUGGGCUGCUGGCAAAUCUGUUUCUACAAGAACUCGAAGUACUUGAGCUUCUAGCGAGCCGACCCCAUCCCAAUAUCGUCCAAUAUUACGGCUGCCAGGUCUGUCGUGGCCGUAUCGUCGGCCUGACAUUGGAACAACACCCCUACACACUGCAAGAGUGUCUGAGGAACGGCUACGAUCUGGACUUGGUGUCGGGCCAGGACGAAAUCAAGUCGGCGGUAGCGCAUCUUCACUCUCUCGGGCUCGCUCAUAACGAUAUCAGGCCGAACAACAUCAUGGUCAGCGUAGAGCGGAGGUGGAUUUUGAUUGACAUGGGCGCUUGCAAGCCCUUCGGACAAGAUCUGAUCACAUCUGGCAAUCCAGACUGGACAACUUCAUCGAAGCAGAAUGAUGAGGUUGCUUUGUGCGAUCUUCAGAUUAUGCUUCAUCAUAAAAUAUGA